AAUUUUAAUUAGGUAUUUAUUACUAUUGUAUUUAGUUUAUGUAUUGAAAUAUAGUUUAUCAUUCAUUUUUUAUGUUGGUGUAAUUGUAUAAUAUGUGACCUUGUAACUUUUAGUUACGAAGAAAUCAUUUAAAAUGGAUCAUUUCUAUGAGUUGCUAAGUGAGCAAAGCAAAUUUUGUCAUCAAAUCGAAUGUUUAAUAUCGUCAAUCGAUCUAAUAAACAACGAUCCCGUAGUUAAAGAACGGCUCGAAAAGCUUAAACAUUCUAUUCAAACCUGUGUGGAAAAUUUUGGACGAGUUUAUAUUUAUGGUUCUCGUUCAUAUGGAAUUGCAAAAGAUGAUAGUGAUGUGGAUUUGUAUUUCGAUACUGGUGAUUGUUUUUCAGGAAAAAUCGCAGAUAAUUACACGCGACAACUACAACUCAUUGAUUUAUUUGUUAAAGCAGCGAAUAAAGAAUUUAUUGGGUUGGAAAUUAUUACAGGAACACGAGUACCAAUAGUACGCUUUACACAUGAUUCCACAAAUUUUAAUUGUGAUCUGCAAUUUAGGAGUGGUCUUGCUGUGCUUAACUCGGAACUUAUCAAAUUAUAUUUAUCCAUGGAUGAAAGAGUACGUUGGGUAGUCAUCGCAGUUAAACAUUGGGCUGGUUCUUUCAAACUGUUAUGUGAUGAUUUUUCCACCUAUUCCCUAAUUUGGUUAGUUUUAUACGUCAUGAUACAAUUUAAAAUUGUUCCACCCAUUAUAGAUUUAUGGAAAUUGCAUCACAAACAUGCACCUAAUUAUACUGAAGGUUGGGAUACACGUAUUUGUUUUAAUCAUGAUCAAUUAAAACCAAAAAUGUCUACCAAAUCAAGUCUUUCAACAUGGGAAUUACUUCGUUAUUUUUUUGAAUUUUACUCAGAUUCAAACUCUAUCAAAUUACAAUACUAUGUACUGUGUCCUGUACUUGGUGAAUUACUUCCAAAAAAAACAUUUUACUCAACAUUUAUAACUAAAGUUAAUGACACGGGAAAUUAUCGAUGUCAAAUUGAGAAGUUUGAAAAAAGUGAAAAUUUGAUAAACUCUAAUUUUGGCAGUUUCAACAGAAUCGAAUUGCAGAACCCAUUGAAAUUAUGUAACAAUGUUAUUCCUUGGCUCAGUGAUAAAAAUAUGAGUUUAUUUAUAGAUUUGUGUACAAAAUCUGCCAACUCAAUGUGAAACACUUUUUUUUUUGUUAAAUUACAUAAUAUUAUAUUAAGUCAAUUUAAAAAAUAUAAUAUUUAAUAAUAAAUACAGUUAUUUAAAUCCAACAACAUUCUAACACUUUGUAUAAUAUACUACCUAUACUCUAUUCUGAUUCUAUAGAUUCCUAUCUAGUAUAUAAUAAUACAUUUUAUACUUUAAUAUUUGGUAAUUUAUAGGUAAGUAAUCUAAUCAAAAAUAUAAUAUUAUUUUUAGUAGGUACCAUUUUCUUGUCUAUAAUAUUUAUGUAGGUACAGUAGAAUUCCGAUUAUCUAGACUAUACAGUUAAUGUCAAGGUUGGUAGGCAAAUUUCCGGAUUAUUAGAAUAUGACAUAUCAAGUUAUAACUUACAUUGUAAUUGUAUGAAUAUAUUGUACGUAUUAAUAUAUUUAUUAUUUAUAUGUAUGUAGUAUAGUUUGACAUUUAUAAUAAUAAACAAAUAAUUGUAUUAUAAUAUUUAACUGAAAACUUAAAGACAAAAUACAAUUACGAUUAUGAUUAAUCAUGAUUUACGAGUUAUUAUAAAAGACCAAUCUUUUUUUCGUCCGGUUAAUUGGACGUUCGGUUGAUUAGCGUUCGGAUAAUCAGAAUUCUACUGUACUUUUUUUACUUAUAAAUUAUAAUUAAAGUUGUGCCAGAGGUACAGAUUGUGUAUA
Myzus persicae (green peach aphid) is the source of this 1875-nucleotide messenger RNA. Its product is annotated as terminal uridylyltransferase Tailor-like. NCBI's taxonomy places the organism in Eukaryota, Metazoa, Arthropoda, Insecta, Hemiptera, Aphididae. The coding region runs from base 134 to 1195 and encodes 353 amino acids. The record is from RefSeq and is a predicted model, not a curated record. Gene Ontology annotation, molecular function: RNA uridylyltransferase activity. The transcript is spliced from 5 exons.